Messenger RNA from Elephantulus edwardii (Cape elephant shrew), 4061 nucleotides. RefSeq names its product myotubularin related protein 3 (gene MTMR3). Bases 332 to 3910 code for a protein of 1192 amino acids. The record is from RefSeq and is a predicted model, not a curated record. Lineage: Eukaryota; Metazoa; Chordata; Mammalia; Macroscelidea; Macroscelididae. Gene Ontology annotation, molecular function: metal ion binding; protein phosphatase binding; phosphatidylinositol-3,5-bisphosphate 3-phosphatase activity. The transcript has 20 exons. Gene Ontology annotation, biological process: regulation of autophagy.
GGUUCGGCGUCGGGCGCGCGCUUUGUGUGCCGCUGCCGCCAUGUUGUUGUAGUUGUGAUAAGGCGGUGGCGGGCGGCGGAGCAGCCGGACGGAACCCUCCAGCGGCCCAGGCGCUGCCCCCCGCCGUCUUUGGCGGGGAGUCUCUUGCGGGGUGGCGUAGGAGGCCGUGCUGGGGUUGGCCUGGCCAUGUCCUACCGCUCGAUUUCUUUGUGAAGACUUAGUACAAAAAGUUAUUGGGAUAAUCGUCAUUUGAUCUUGGCAUAAGGGAAAGAAGAACCACACCAGACAUUGAAGGGACGGGGAUCUCUCCUCCUAAUCUGGGCCUCCUGUCAUGGAUGAAGAGACUCGGCACAGCCUUGAGUGCAUCCAGGCCAAUCAGAUCUUUCCCAGGAAGCAACUGAUCCGGGAGGAUGAGAAUCUUCAGGUUCCUUUUCUUGAACUUCAUGGAGAGAGCACAGAGUAUGUGGGCCGAGCUGAGGAUGCCAUCAUUGCCCUUUCUAACUACAGACUUCACAUCAAGUUCAAGGAGUCUCUUGUAAAUGUUCCAUUACAGCUUAUAGAAAGUGUUGAAUGCCGAGAUAUAUUUCAGCUUCAUUUGACUUGCAAAGACUGCAAAGUUAUCAGGUGUCAGUUCUCAACCUUCGAACAGUGUCAAGAGUGGCUUAAGCGACUGAACAAUGCGAUCCGACCACCUUCCAAGAUAGAAGAUCUCUUCUCAUUUGCAUACCAUGCUUGGUGCAUGGAGGUCUAUGCGAGUGAGAAGGAACAGCAUGGAGACCUGUGCAGACCAGGGGAGCACGUCACGUCAAGGUUUAAGAAUGAAGUGGAGAGGAUGGGUUUUGAUAUGAACAACGCCUGGAGGAUUUCCAACAUCAAUGAGAAAUACAAACUGUGUGGUAGCUACCCACAAGAGCUCAUAGUACCCGCCUGGAUCACGGACAAAGAGCUCGAGAGUGUAGCAGGCUUCAGGUCCUGGAAGCGUAUCCCUGCUGUCGUCUAUAGGCACCAGAGCAAUGGAGCAGUCAUCGCCCGUUGUGGACAGCCCGAAGUCAGCUGGUGGGGCUGGCGGAAUGCAGACGAUGAGCACCUCGUACAGUCAGUAGCCAAAGCCUGUGCCUCCGACUCCCGAUCAGGUGGCAGCAAGCUGUCAACGAGGAACAAUCCUCGAGACUUUCCCCACGGAGGGGACCUUUCUGAUGUGGAAUUUGAUUCUUCUCUGUCAAAUACUUCAGGAGCAGAGAGUUUAGUCAUCCAGCCGCAAAAGCUUUUGAUCUUGGAUGCGCGUUCCUAUGCAGCAGCGGUGGCAAAUCGAGCCAAAGGUGGAGGCUGUGAGUGCCCCGAAUAUUACCCGAACUGUGAAGUUGUGUUUAUGGGGAUGGCGAACAUUCAUUCUAUCCGGAGGAGUUUUCAGUCCCUGCGGUUGCUGUGCACACAGAUGCCAGAUCCGGGAAAUUGGCUUUCAGCUCUUGAAGGCACCAAGUGGCUUCAUCAUCUGUCUGUGCUUCUGAAAUCAGCACUUCUGGUGGUGCAUGCUGUGGACCGUGAUCAGAGACCGGUGCUAGCACACUGUUCAGAUGGCUGGGAUCGUACCCCCCAGAUCGUUGCCCUGGCUAAGCUCUUACUGGAUCCUUAUUAUCGAACAAUAGAGGGUUUCCAGGUCCUCGUGGAGAUGGAGUGGCUGGAUUUUGGCCACAAGUUUGCCGACCGGUGUGGUCACGGGGAGAACUCGGAUGACCUGAACGAGCGCUGUCCAGUGUUUCUGCAGUGGCUUGACUGUGUCCAUCAGCUUCAGAGGCAAUUUCCUUGCUCUUUUGAGUUCAACGAAGCAUUCCUUGUGAAACUGGUGCAGCAUACCUAUUCCUGCCUCUUUGGAACAUUCCUGUGCAACAACGCCAAGGAGCGAGGGGAGAAGCAUACUCAGGAGCGCACCUGUUCCGUAUGGUCACUUCUCAGGGCAGGCAACAAGGCUUUCAAAAACCUGCUGUAUUCCUCUCAGUCCGAAGCCGUGCUGUACCCAGUGUGCCAUGUGCGUAAUCUGAUGCUGUGGAGCGCAGUGUACCUGCCCUGCCCGUCCCCAUCCACCCCCGUGGAUGAUAGCUGUGCACCGUAUCCAGUCCCAGGCACCAGCCCUGAUGAUUCUCCAUUAAGCCGGCUUCCAAAGACAAGAUCGUUUGACAAUCUCACCACAGCCUGUGACAACACCAUGCCCCUGGCGAGCCGGCGCAGUAGCGACCCAAGCCUCAACGAGAAAUGGCAGGAGCACCGGCGCUCGCUGGAGCUGAGCAGCCUGGCUGGUCCCGGGGAGGAGCCAGCAGAUGUGGACAGCGUGGGGAGGCCCGCCAGAGGGCUGGGGGGCGCCGAGCUGUCCGUUGCAGCUGGAGUGGCUGAGGGGCAGAUGGAGAACAUUUUGCAAGAGGCUUCCAAAGAGGAGAGUGGGGUCGAGGAGCCUGCGCACAGAGAUGAGACGCAGAAGGUCAAAGAGGAGGUGCAUUUAGAAAAUGAGAGCCAGAGACAGAUGCCUGCCAGGCCCGCCUGUGUGGUGGAGCUGGGAGAUGCUGCCCCUGGGAGCCACCUGGGCCCAGACCUGUCUGUGUCCUCCCCAGGUGUUUCUGAACCAUACGGUGGGCACAGCGUUCUCCCCAGUCUGCUCCAGGAGUCCCCCACAGGAGAGGACCCUCUGCAGAUCCCUGUGGAGCAGCCUCAGAUAGGAGCGGUCCCAGAGGACGGAGAGGAAGCAGCUCUUCCCGUCCCAGUUGGUACAAAAGUUGGCUGUGGUACCUCACAGUCAAGUUCUCUGCUGCCUCCUCAUGUGCCACCUGAGGCCAGAGGACCAAGUGUGGACAUGUUAACGGAAGAUAAGGUGAGGCCAGAAAAUGAGCCCCAAAGCCACCAUAGAUCUUCCCUGGUAAAUAGUGGCCGACUGGGUGGCAAGGACAUCCUUGGCCAAGCCAUAGAGCCCAGGGCUUCAGAGAGGAACCUGCUGGAGAGGCCCUCCAUGGGAGCUGAGGUGCACAGGACUUUACCUGGCCACGCCCACAGCCCAGCAUGUUCCCCUUGUGCCUUGCCUUUAGCUGAAUGUAAAGAAGGGCUUGUUUGCAACGGUGCCCCUGAGCCUGAGAACAAGGCCUCUGAACAGCCCAGAGAGCUCAGCCCUCUCCAGAAGUACCCCACGCCCAAUGGGCACUGCAACAACGGCGAGGCUGGCCGGAGCAAGGACUCCCUGAGCCGCCAGCUGUCCGCUGUGGGCUGCAACUCCACCCACUUCCACUCGAGGACCUUGCACCACAAGUGGUUACAAAGCCACUCAGGGAGGCCAUCUGUGGUCAGCAGCCCUGACCAGCCUUCUCGUAGCCACCUGGAUGACGAUGGCAUGCCUGUCUACACGGACACUAUCCAACAGCGCCUCCGGCAGAUUGAGUCAGGCCAUCUGCAGGAAGUAGAAACCUUGAAGAAGCAAGUCCAGGAGCUGAGGAGUCGUCUGGAGAGCCAGUAUCUCACCAGCUCACUGCGAUUCAACGGGGACUUUGGUGAUGAAGUGACGUCAAUCCCCGACUCGGAAAGCAAUCUGGAUCAGAACUGUUUGUCUCGCUGCAGCACAGAGAUUUUCUCUGAAACCAGCUGGGAGCAGGUGGAUAAACAGGACACGGAGAUGACCCGCUGGCUCCCUGACCACCUGGCUGCCCACUGCUAUGCGUGCGACAGUGCCUUCUGGCUCGCCAGCAGGAAGCACCACUGCAGGAAUUGUGGGAACGUAUUCUGCUCCAGUUGUUGUAACCAGAAGGUUCCAGUUCCCAGCCAGCAGCUCUUUGAACCCAACCGAGUGUGCAAGUCUUGCUACAGCAGUCUACAUCCCACAAGCGCCAGCAUUGACCUCGAACUGGAUAAACCCAUUGCUGCCACUUCAAAUUGAAGCUUGAGUGACCUGGAGCAGAGGCCCAGCUGUCCCAGGACGGGCCCACACAGCCUGGCAGACUGAGAGGCCGUGCAGUUUGGGAUUCGGACAUGGAACCACCUGUGCUGAGUGACAAAUUUGGGAUGUACCACUGGAUUGUAGAUGGAUU